Messenger RNA from Fragaria vesca subsp. vesca, 564 nucleotides. RefSeq names its product 60S ribosomal protein L44-like. The transcript is spliced from 4 exons. Gene Ontology annotation, molecular function: structural constituent of ribosome. Gene Ontology annotation, biological process: translation. NCBI's taxonomy places the organism in Eukaryota, Viridiplantae, Streptophyta, Magnoliopsida, Rosales, Rosaceae. The record is from RefSeq and is a predicted model, not a curated record. The coding region runs from base 85 to 402 and encodes 105 amino acids. Gene Ontology annotation, cellular component: cytosolic large ribosomal subunit; ribosome.
AUUGCUCCAAGUUGUAACGAGGCCGCUUCUGCUUUCUUCUUCUUCAUCUUCUCAGUCUUCUCCAUAUCCGCCGCCGCAGUAGCCAUGGUGAACGUUCCGAAGACAAAGAAGACCUACUGCAAGAGCAAGGAGUGCAAGAAGCACACCCUGCACAAAGUCACGCAGUACAAGAAGGGCAAGGACAGCCUUGCUGCCCAGGGGAAGCGUCGUUAUGAUCGUAAGCAAUCAGGUUAUGGAGGUCAGACCAAGCCUGUGUUUCACAAGAAGGCCAAGACCACCAAGAAGAUUGUGUUGAGGCUCCAAUGCCAGGGUUGCAAGCAUGUGUCGCAGCACCCAAUCAAGAGGUGCAAGCACUUUGAGAUUGGUGGAGACAAGAAGGGCAAGGGAACCUCUCUUUUCUAGACGAACCAUUUUGGUUGUAUCUCUUGUUUUUGCUUUGUCUAUCCUGUUGGAGCUUUAAAGCAAGUAUCUUAGAUUCGUUGUUGUUAAUUUAUGCUGAACACCAAAGUUAUUGGUGAGACUCGGUUUUUGCUUUCAAUCGAUAUUAGCUUUUUGACUACAUCA